AUGUCUGAUUCUGACCUCGAUUCUGAUAAGGCUCUGGAGGAGGCUCUGGAGAGAUUGGAAACUGAGAACGGUCGGAACUCUGAGGAUGAUACUCCCUCUUCAACUUGGCCUUGGUCCAAGACUGCCAUAGCUCAGGCAUUUCGCGAGAUUGGAAAUCAUAUGGACAGUCCCUUUACGUGUGGGGGCACCAUUGAUAUUACCGACCAUAAAGAUUCCAACAAGUCCGGUCACGAUGUGGCCGCAAAGAAGACUUCUCUUCCUGUCACUGUUUACUGGCGUGCAGAUUCAGUCUCGAAAGCACACUGGCUAACCCUACCGGUUCAAAGCACUUCGGUGCUCCGGCAGCUUGUUGACGACUGCGAGCCGGCAACGUUUGGCCGAGGACAGGAGGAUGUCCUUGACCCUAAGUACCGAAUGGCAGGGAAGAUGGAUACUAACAACUUCUCGACCCUGUUCCAUCCAGGUGACUUUGGAAUCAUCGAGAAUAUCGAAAAGGUUCUCCUACCCAGCGUUAGCACGGAAGAGCAGUCUGACCUGGGGUUUCGGAAGCUCCAUGCCGAGCUAUACAAACUAAAUGUAUACUCCGGUCCGUCUGGUCUUUUUCGCAAGCAUGUGGAUACUCCACGCUCUGAGAAUCAGGUGGGCUCUUUGGUCGUUUGCCUACCUUCGAAGUUUAGGGGAGGGAAGUUUACCGUCCAGCAUGCCGGAAAGAUCGUCGAAUUCGACUGGAGCCCUCUUAGCGAUUCUGCUAUACAGUGGGCCGCUUUCUACAGUGAUUGCGAACACGAGAUUAACACUGUCACUGAGGGGGAGCGGAUAACCCUGACCUACAAUCUAUAUGUGACAGAGCCGGUAGUACCGCUUUCUUGCUUGAACAGCAUCAUUCAGCCCAAGUCGUGGCCUCUAUAUGGCUUGUUGGAAACUCUGAUUGCUGAGCCUGGUUUUAUGACCUCAGGUGGAGUGAUGGGUGUUCCAUGCACCCAUGCCUACCCCCAUACCUCUCAUAGCGCCAGCUCUAUGCUUCCGAGGGGCCUAAAAGGCGGUGACUUGAUGGUAUAUUCUGUGCUCAAAGCUCUAGGUAUCAGGGUCAAGGUACUUCCUGUCCUAGAAAAGCCUCGUCGUUAUGAUGAUCGUGAACACAAGGGCGAGGAAUUGGUUGGAACGGACCUCUGGGAACUUAGUAUUGAUAGCUGUUCCGAAGUCCAGGAGAGCAGCGAUUUUUACGAAGUACUAGACUCCGCCUGGCCGGCUUACAGAGCCAAAGGCAUCAAAUGGAUUCCUGGUCAUAGACAUAGCAAACUGGCUCUCACUCAUAUCGCUUAUGGAAACGAAGCCACCAUUGGCACUGUUUAUUCUUAUGCUGCCAUUUUUGCCGUGAUUCCGCCGUUCACUGAUCGGAAGCUUGCGGCAAAGUCGGGCACAUGCUGUACAUGCUGA
Aspergillus mulundensis is the source of this 1437-nucleotide messenger RNA. Its product is annotated as 2OG-Fe(II) oxygenase. Bases 1 to 1437 code for a protein of 478 amino acids. The transcript is spliced from 4 exons. The record is from RefSeq and is a predicted model, not a curated record. Lineage: Eukaryota; Fungi; Ascomycota; Eurotiomycetes; Eurotiales; Aspergillaceae.